Messenger RNA from Hyphopichia burtonii NRRL Y-1933, 399 nucleotides. RefSeq names its product sulfiredoxin. Gene Ontology annotation, molecular function: sulfiredoxin activity. Gene Ontology annotation, biological process: cellular response to oxidative stress. Lineage: Eukaryota; Fungi; Ascomycota; Pichiomycetes; Serinales; Debaryomycetaceae. The coding region runs from base 1 to 399 and encodes 132 amino acids. The transcript has a single exon. The record is from RefSeq and is a predicted model, not a curated record. Gene Ontology annotation, cellular component: cytoplasm.
AUGUCAUUUCAAACAGCCAACUUAAAGAUUGAAGAAGUUCCCCUUAACGAGAUCAAGAGACCAAUACCUCCAGUUCUUGAUUAUGAAAAAAUAGAUGCUAUGGUAUCGACUUUACAAGGAGCGCCAAAAGCAUCCGCUACGUGUGGGUUAGAGGAAAUCACCCUGGGAGAAUUGCCACCAAUAGAUGUGUUCAAGAUUCGAGAAUCGGGACAGAAUUUUUACUUUGCAUUUGGAGGGUGUCAUAGAUUUCAAGCUUAUGAUAAAUUAAGUGAGGAUGGAAGCAAACAAAUAAUGGUCAAGGCCAGAAUCUUACCGGCCACUAGAUCUACAUUGAAGUUGUAUCUUGGAGCAUCCGUAGAUCAAUUAUUUAAAGAGAUUGAUAAGGAGAAGGCCAAUUAG